Messenger RNA from Parathielavia appendiculata, 1105 nucleotides. Its product is annotated as TIM21-domain-containing protein. NCBI's taxonomy places the organism in Eukaryota, Fungi, Ascomycota, Sordariomycetes, Sordariales, Chaetomiaceae. The coding region runs from base 68 to 793 and encodes 241 amino acids. Gene Ontology annotation, cellular component: TIM23 mitochondrial import inner membrane translocase complex. Gene Ontology annotation, biological process: protein import into mitochondrial matrix. The record is from RefSeq and is a predicted model, not a curated record. The transcript has 4 exons.
CCGCGCUCCCAUCAUCGACGCCGGCUUGACGAAAGCCGUCAGCAAUGGGCACCGCCAAGCCUCCAUGAUGAAUCGAGUCACGGUCUCGGGGUUGCGGCUCCUCCGUUCUGCGGCAUUCCAGCCCAACACCUCUGCCCUCGCAGCGAUCCCAUCCGCCUUUGUCUACCCGAGUCGCCGAUAUGCCACGCAGCAUCAACAAGCCGGGUCUACAUCCGAAUCCCGCCGCCGAGCAGUAACCCCUUUCAACGACGACGGCCACGUGCCCUGGACCGAGCUCUCAGCAGGGGAGAAAACCGCCAGGGCCGCCCAGCAGACCUUCAAUUUCGGCAUGGUCAUUGUCGGCUUGCUGUUGACGGGCGGUGUGGGCUACGUGCUCUACUCGGAAGUCUUCUCGCCCGACAGUAAGACGACCUACUUCAACCGCGCCGUUGACCGCAUCCGGACGGACCCGCGCUGUGUGGAGCUACUGGGCGAGGGCAAGAAAAUUACUGCGUUUGGCGAGGAGACGUACAACAAGUGGCGCCGGGCGAGGCCGAUUGCCUCGACUGCGACCAAGGAUGCUCAGGGUAAUGAGCACCUCAUGAUCCAGUUUAACGUUCAAGGGCCAAAAGGCGCGGGGCGGGUGGGUAUGCAUCUCGUCAAGCGUGCCGGUCACAGCGAGCACGAGUACAAGUAUUUCUUUGUCGACGUCAAGGGCCAUCAGAGGAUAUACCUGGAGAAUGCCGAUGCUUCAAGAGCCAAGGAGGGAACGGCCAAGGGGGGAUUCAAGCUAUUUGGCGUGAAGUGGGCUUGAUCGCCUGUACAGUAUACGUACCAUUUCAUUUGGGCUUGUUUUCUCGCAGUGGUAAUGACCGAGUUUGUGACUCCAACGAGUAUAGGAGGUAGGAAGUUGGAACAAGACGAGCUACUGUCCAUGGCAGCUUGUCGAGAUCAUCUAUUCGCUUAAGCGUUCGUUGGGUAUUACGAUGGUGCUAAGGUUACUAAUAUACAACGCUGAUCAUACAGUCUGGUCCCUGGGGCCCUCUCACCAUCCUGCUCCAGGGCGGGUGCCUCGGCGUCUGGAAAAUAGAAAGCGUAUAAACCCCAAAGCGUUUCUCGACACACU